UCCUGACAGGCUCUAGAAAGCCAAUGGAAUCCAGCAUCACGAUAAAGAUGCACUACAGCAUGAGAUUCACCCAUUCACUUUUCAUCAUGAGCUUCUUUUAUGUGACACCUUUCCUCUGCUAUAACCAGCUCAGCCCCCUGGCUCUUGACAGAGCUGAUCCUCAGUGUUGGGAAUCCUCAUCAGCCCUCUUACUGGAGAUGAGGAAGCCAUAUGUUUCUGACUCUGUCAGUGGCUUUUGGGAUGUACUGGUCUUUCUGAAAACAUCAGAGAACUUGAAGCAUGGGGCUUUCUUCUGGGACCUGGCACAACUCUUCUGGGAUAUCUAUGUAGACUGUGUACUUUCCAGAACUCAUGGCUUGGGGAAAAGGCAACUGGCUGAAGCCCAACAUCAGAUUAGAGCUUUCCCAUCUUGGAUCACAAGGAGGACAAGAGGCUUAUUUUCACAAAUGACUCCUGUACAGAAGAAGAAGGAAUUUAAUCAAGACUUAGUAAGCACCUACACUCACAAGUUUCAAUCUGCUUUGCUUGGAAGAAUUACCAAACACUUAAGAGUGAAGAAGAGACAAAUCUAG
Candoia aspera is the source of this 572-nucleotide messenger RNA. RefSeq names its product family with sequence similarity 237 member A (gene FAM237A). NCBI's taxonomy places the organism in Eukaryota, Metazoa, Chordata, Lepidosauria, Squamata, Candoiidae. Bases 24 to 572 code for a protein of 182 amino acids. The transcript has 3 exons. The record is from RefSeq and is a predicted model, not a curated record.